UGCAUUAAAAGAUUAACUUCUAGCCUUGAACCACUUCUGCACUCAUGGGGCUGGGGUAGUGGCCUCCUGUUUCCCACCACAUCCAGCAACGAACCACUCUUGAGCAGCUGUCUCUAGACACCUCUCGCCCUGAGAACUGGACGAUGCUAAAAUCAGGUCCAGAAAUGCCCUUGGUGUGUGUCACAGACUUCCAGGCCCUGGCUCGGGAGCGCCUGUCAAAGUCCAGCUGGGACUACAUUGAGGGAGGGGCCGGCGAAAGCAUCACCAGGGAUGACAACGUCACGGCCUUUAAGAAACUCCGCCUCCGCCCCCGGUACCUGAGAGACGUGUCGCAGGUGGACACCAGGACCACAAUCCAAGGGGAGGGAGUCAGCGCCCCCAUUUGCAUCUCCCCCACAGGUUUCCACUGCCUUGCCUGGCCUGAUGGAGAAAUGAGCACCGCGAGAGCUGCCCAAGCAGCCGACAUCUGCUACAUCACCAGCACCUACGCCAGCUGUAGCCUGGAAGACAUCGUCACCUCUGCUCCCAGAGGACUCCGUUGGUUCCAGCUCUACGUGCAGCCAGAGCGGGAGCUGAACAAGCGUCUGAUCCAGAGGGCAGAAUCCCUGGGCUUCAAAGCCCUGGUGAUCACGGUAGAUGUCCCCACGCUUGGCAACAGGCGGCAGGACCUUCGAAACCAGCUGGACUUGAAGUCAAAUUUACUGCUGAAGGAUCUUCAGUCACUUAAGGAGCAGAGAAUGUCAAUGCCUAAUCUCAAGAUGACCCCCAUCGACGCCUCCAUCUGCUGGGAAGAUCUGUCCUGGUUUCGGAGCUUAACGCAGCUGCCUGUCAUCCUGAAAGGGAUCCUGACAAAAGAGGAUGCAGAGCUGGCUGUGAAACACAAUGUUCAUGGCAUCAUUGUCUCCAACCACGGAGGGAGGCAGCUUGAUGAGGUCCCUGCUUCUAUCGACGCCCUGCCCGAGGUGCUGGCCGCCGUGAAGGGGAAGGUGGAGGUGUACCUGGACGGCGGGGUCCGCUCCGGCAACGACGUGCUCAAGGCCCUGGCCCUGGGGGCCAAGUGCGUCUUCAUUGGGAGGCCGGUGCUGUGGGGCCUGGCCUGCAAGGGUGAACACGGCGUUAAGGAGGUUUUGAAUAUUCUGAAAGACGAAUUCCGCACGUCCAUGGCGCUGACGGGCUGCAGGACUAUCGCUGAGAUCAACCAGGACCUGAUCCAAUUCUCCAGGUUGUGAGCACAAGAGUGGAGACGGCACUGCGAGGUUGCCCAGAGGAGGAAGACGUCUCGUGGCCUGGCUUGAUGCCAUCCCACCUGUGUCCCAUCGUCCCUGCCUCAGCCCCGCACCCUCCAUCCUUAAGCUUCCAGCCCCAAGGUCCUCAUCUUGCUCAAAUGCACACACAUUUCUUUAUCUCUCUGCCUUUUCUGUGCUGUUCUCCUGCAAGAAAUCCUCCACUGAAUGAAAAUAUCUUACAAGGGCCAAUCAGGAAUGACUGAAGCAGAUAGUGGCUUACAUUUUACACAUUUUUUCCAUCUCUACAAAACAACUAUGGAGAUAUGCACUCUGGACAGAAGAGCUAUGUGGGUAAAAUAUUCCCCGACAAAAAUCAUGCUGCUGUCUAUAGAUGAUGGGAAAUAAUAAGGCCAGGAACAUGGGCUUUGGUGCCACACAGACGGGUUUGACAGCCGGGAUGGCUGCCGUGCACUGUGCAGCUAGGGAAAGUUUCAGUCUCCGUUUCUGUGACUUCCUCUAUUAAAUGGAGAUUUUGCCACUUAGCCUGCUAGGUUGGGAGAAAGACUUCGUGAGAUAAUGCACGUGAGGUUCAGAGAACAAUGCUUAGCCCUAGUAAAGGCUUAAAAAAAAGUACCCUUUGUUGUUAUUGUUUGGGAAAGUCUUUCUCUUCUUCAAGGCCUUUUUCUGGUGUCACCUGUUCUUCCCCCAGCUACGUGCUCAGCACUUCCUGGGGUGCUUUGCACAUUGCAUGGUUACAGCCCUUAUUAUAGUGUGUUCUAUUUAUUUAUUUACAUAGCUCUCUCCAUAGUAGACUGUAAGCUGUAUACUUGGUACUGAGCUUGGCACGUAGCAGCCUCUCAGUGAACACCUGUGGGAUGGAUGGAUGGACCAACUAAAAUAAAUGGAUGAAUGGACAGAUGCAAAAAAUAAACAGAUGCCUUACCAGGAUAAAAACUUUCCAGUUCCCUGACUAACUCAGAUUUCUAGAGUUGGGGCACCCAACUGAUUAAGAUCUUACAUUUGAAAACGUCAGGAAGUUUGAGGAUGAAAUUCAGUGUCCUCAAUAUAAAUAGCCUCGGAGAUGUCUCCCCUGUGUUCGCUCCUGCUCCUGUACAUUCUCUAUACAACAGCCACAGAGCUUUCUAAAAUCAUAAACAAAUGCUGUAUCUCCCCUGCUUAAGGUGUUUCUGUGCCUUCCCAUUCUAUUUUGGAUAAAUUCUAUACGGAUCACCAUCUCUCCAGGGCAUUGCAUUAUCUAAUUCUGGAUCCGUCCAGCCCAUUGCUUCAACACUCACCCCUUUAAUCACUGUGUCCCAGCCAUAUUGCCUCCUUCCCAUUCCUUAAACAAGCACAACUUUUUCUUGCCUCUGGGCUCCCAGAUAUACUGUUCCCUUGACAUAGGAUAAAAUGUCCUCCCCCCAACUUCUUCCCAUGCGUGGCUCUUGGCAUUUUUAGUAGAGCUUACAUUCCACCUCCCCAGUGAGGUAAGAUUGUCCUCGAAUUAACCCUGCUUAACAAAUCACCCUGACCCAAUCCCCAGUGCCUGUUCCAGUGAACUUACAGGUUUAUUUUUCAUCUGCACCUGCAUGGAGAAUUUGAUCAAGCUUGCCGGUAUCUUAUCAAAGCCUAGUGACAUCUGGAAGACCUUGAGUAAAUACAGAUUAGACGCAUUCAUCCAAAAAUGCAAAGCCAGAUCAAGCAGGCUCAGAGGGAAAACAACGACUUAGGCCAAAAUGAAGCUGAGUGGGUCACUCGUAUCGUAAGCCAGCAGGCAAGACAAGCCUUGGCUGGACACUUUUCAGCAAGAGCCAAAGCCAUGGUAUAGGACCCAAGAAACUCAUCACAGCUGAGGCCUCAGAUCAUCCAAAGGAUGACCACCUUCCUUCUGGAAGUGCCUUCUUCACUUGACUUUCCUCCUGGUUUUCUUCCUGCCCCACACACCACUGCCACUCGGUCCCCUUAGCUGACACCUCUGGCUCUGCUCAGCCCCUAAUGCUGUUCUGUUUGCCCAGGAUUCAGUCCUGGGACUUUUUCUUUUAUCCAUGAAAGCUCUCCCCCUACAGUAUUUCAUCUAGUCCUGAGACUUUCAAAAUUGAUGUAUGCUUCUGUGUCCCAAGUUUACCUUUCAGGACUAUGGUUCAAGGAGCACAAGCAGCUCAAAGUGAUAGUAACAAGCUAGCCAAGGAAGAAUUGCCCUUAUCCCAGGCUGAGGGCCUGUGCUGUGGAGGGCUCCCCAUGAGCCAGUGACGUCACUCCCCUAAGAAGGAAGAGCCCCAAGUACGCCAGGUCCUGGGCAACUGACAUCCCCACCCGGCUCCUAUGAAGCCAGCAGCCGGGGUCUUCCACUGACAGCUUCUUUCGUGGGCUCACAGGAUGUAAGAAAUAGAAUCAAGGAGGCUCGUGUCCCCAGAAGGUGGGCCAGUGCUGGCCUAACCCCCGAUCAGCGCCAACGGGAGAGCAGAACAUCUUGCCUUCUAUUCCUUUGCCAAACCUUAGCCUUUUUUGAGUUGUCCCAAAAGAGCCAAUUAUUAACCCACAUGCCUUAAAGCAGCCAGCCACCGCCUUGUUAAGUCCAAUAUGCUGCCAAGAAUAUGCCUUAUUAGUAACCCUCAGCUUUCUUGGUUGCUUUUUAAACAAAAUUAUAUAUGUCUGGGAGAAAAAAUAGCAAACUUGAACACCAAAGUUUCACAUUGGUUCUAGUUUCAUUGCCACCACUUAGUAGGUAUUUAGUUUAGAGGCUUUCUGUCUGCUCUUUCUGGAAGCCUUGGCAGAGCUUAGUUGUGACUGUUGGGAAUGAUUGCUACAUUUUUCGAUGUUUUGAGUAGAUUUGUACCACUGACCCACCACUCCAUAUGAAAAACUAUUUAACUCUUUUAUUAUCUUGUGAAAAGCACAGCUUGUUUUUUUUUUUCACCUUGUAUUUAUCAAGUAUGAUGGAAAACAAUAGAUUACAGCCUUUUUUUAUAUUUAAUUGAUUGCCAUUAUUAUCCAACAGAAUAGUGAGUGUACAUUGUUCUUACAGCAAGACAGCCCUUUCGUAACACCACUUGGUUAUUUUAUUGUGAGUGAGUUACAAAAAGAUCUUAAGAAAUUGCAUGUAAUAUUUCUUUUUUUAAAAAAAGAUUUAUCUAUCUAUGCAUACCAGAACUGGGGUACAGGCCAGAGGUGCGGGG
Talpa occidentalis (Iberian mole) is the source of this 4399-nucleotide messenger RNA. RefSeq names its product hydroxyacid oxidase 2 (gene HAO2). Bases 144 to 1229 code for a protein of 361 amino acids. Gene Ontology annotation, molecular function: FMN binding; oxidoreductase activity. NCBI's taxonomy places the organism in Eukaryota, Metazoa, Chordata, Mammalia, Eulipotyphla, Talpidae. The transcript is spliced from 8 exons. The record is from RefSeq and is a predicted model, not a curated record.